AGCAGAUUGGAGAAAAAAUAAAAUAGCAAAUCCCUAAAACUGAAUCGGAUUGAGCAGCAGCAGCACACAAUCUCACAUCUUGUAGAAGAAGAAGGAGAAGAUGGGGUUACAAGGUCAACUCUCCGACGUCUCCUCCGAUUCAAUCCCUCUGAUGCUCGUCGCUCUCCUCGCCACUCUCUUCAAACACGUCCGCUCCUUCUUCCUCCGCUUCUCCGCCCUCUCCGUUGUCGUCGACGAUGCUGCUGCUUCUGCCUCCGUUACUUCAGGACUCGCGAACCUCGCCGUACUCGCAGACCAGCUCAAACUCAACAGACUCUUCUCCUACAGCUACGUUGGUAACGCCGCCUCGGACUGCAUCGUGUGUUUGUCUACGCUUAAGACCGGAGAAGAAGUGAGGAAGCUGGAUUGCAGACACGUGUUCCAUAAACACUGUUUGGAAGGUUGGCUCCAGCAUCUUAAUUUCAAUUGCCCGCUUUGUAGAUCUACGUUGCUUGGCCAUGGACAUGGAGAAGGUGGACCGAGCUCUCUUCACUCAGCAGCCACUGCUUCUCGUUGAGUUUCUUUUUUUUUUAUGAUAAAAAAAAAAAAAAAAGGAAAGAGAGAAGAAGAGUUUGGGCGUUUUUUGAUCUCGUUGCUUUCUCCUCUUUUCUUUUGGGUGUGAUUAUUUCUUCAAAGAGGGGAUUUUUCGAAAUUCACUUCUUUAUAUAUAUGUUUUCGUUUCUUUUUUUUUUUGAGGAAUCUCGAAUUCUUUUUGUUUUUCAAAUUUUCGGAGUGUGUGUGUUGAUGUAAAUCUUUAGUAUGAGAAGUGUUGUUAGUCUUUUGCGUUAAGAUUUGUGUCUUGUUCA
Brassica oleracea var. oleracea is the source of this 845-nucleotide messenger RNA. Its product is annotated as probable E3 ubiquitin-protein ligase RHA2B. Gene Ontology annotation, biological process: protein ubiquitination. Lineage: Eukaryota; Viridiplantae; Streptophyta; Magnoliopsida; Brassicales; Brassicaceae. The transcript has a single exon. Gene Ontology annotation, molecular function: ubiquitin protein ligase activity. Bases 101 to 556 code for a protein of 151 amino acids. The record is from RefSeq and is a predicted model, not a curated record.